GCCUCGAUGACUGCCUGCAGGACUAUCCCUUUGAGGAGUGGCAGCUGCCUGGCAAGUACCUGCUCCAGCUCUGUCCCCGCAGCCUCGAGGCGCUGACCGUGUGGCCGCUGGGCCAUCAGGAGCUCAUCCUGGAUGGGGUGGAACAGCUCCGGGCCCUGAGCUCCGGGCUUCAGACAGAGAACCUGCAGAGCCUGACAGAGGGGCUGCUGGCGGGGACCCAGGCCUUUCAGAGCUUGGUCCAGGGCCGCCUGGGGGACGGCACCGAGACCCCGGCCGACACCCUCAGCGCGGCCGUGGAGCUGGUGCGUCAGGCACGCACUCUCCUCUUUUGGCUCAACAGGUACCUCUUCUCCCACGUAAACGACUUCUCGGCCUGCCAGGAGAUCGGAGAGCUGUGCAGGGAGCUGGGCCAGGCCUUGCAGGAGGACUGCCCUGCGGCCGAGAAGGAGGGCCGAGUCCUGAGGAUCUGCCACCACGUGGCUGGGAUCUGCCACAGCAUCCUGGACUGCAGCCCAGAGGAGCUGCUGCUGCAGAGGGCCGUGCUGGAGCGGGUGCCUCUGGACCGCCCCCGGGACCUGGACAUCCAGAGCACCAGCAGCUGUCUGCACUUCGUGUCGCGGGUGCGCACCCAGGUCCCUGCCAACUCCCACCUGCAGAUCCAGCCCGGAGACGAGGUUGUCCAGAUCAACGAGCAGGUGGUGGUGGGCUGGCCCCAUAAGAACGUGCUGCAGGAGCUAUUGCGGGAGCCCGCCGGGGCCAGCGUGGUGCUGAAGAAGAUCCCAGUGCCUGAGACACCCCCACAGACGCCCCCUCGGGCCCUCGACUCCCCAGCCCUGAGGAGUCCCUCGCAGUCUCCAACCCUGCUGUCUCCGAGGACCCCAUCUGAAGACGUCUUUGCUUUUGACCAGACUUCAAAGCCGAGCAGUGCCGGGCCCAGCCCUGCCUGGACAGGUGGUUUCAAAGCUGCACCAGCAGACUCCACCUCCCUUGGCCCAGGGCCCCUGCCCAGCCCCCCUGCACCUCCAGCCACACUCUCAGCGGGCACCGCAGAGACUCCAGAGCCCCUGGGACACCCUGAGAAGAGUCCUGUCCUCGGGCGGAGGAAAUCAAAAGGCCUGGCCACUCGGCUAAGCCGCCGGCGGGUGUCGUGCCGGCAGCUGGGCCGCCCGGACUGUGACGGCUGGCUCCUGCUACGCAAGGCACCCGGUGGCUUCAUGGGCCCACGCUGGCGCCGCUGCUGGUUUGUGCUCAAGGGACACACGCUCUACUGGUACAGCCAGCCUCAGGACGAGAAGGCGGCGGGCCUCAUCAACGUCUCCAACUAUAGCCUGGAAAGUGGGCACGAUCCCAAGAAAAAAUACGUGUUCCAGCUCACCCAUGAGCUGUACAAGCCCUUCGUCUUUGCUGCCGACACCCUGACGGAUCUGAGCGUGUGGGUCCGCCAUCUCAUCACCUGCAUCUCCAAGUACCAGUCCCCAGGCCGGGCCCUCCCGCCCCGAGAGGAAGACUGCUACAGCGAGACGGAAGCAGAGGACCCUGAUGAUGAGGCUGGGUCCCGCUCAGCCUCGCCUGGCCCUGUCGGGGCUUGGAGUCCAGCCCAUGGAGACACUUCACCGGCAGCCACCCCCACGCAGCGCAGCCCGCGGCCCUCCCUCUGCCCUCCCACGGACAGCGGCGAAGGGGCCCUGGAGGGACUGGUGCAGGGGCUGAGGCAGGGGGGCGUGUCUCUCCUGGGCCAGCCUCAGCGCCUGACCCAGGAAGAGUGGAGGAGCUCUUUCAUGCGGCGGAACCGAGACCCGCAGCUCAACGAGCGCGUGCACCGCGUGAGGGCGCUACAGAGCACACUGAAGGCAAAGCUGCAGGAGCUGCAGGCCCUGGAGGAAGUGCUGAGCGACCCCGAGCUGACCGGAGAGAAGUUCCGCCGCUGGAAGGAGCAGAACCAGGAGUUGUACUCGGAGAGCCUGGGCGCCUGGGGAGGGGUGCAGGCUGAGGGCAGCACCCCAGUCCUGACCUCCGACUCAAGAGAACAGUCCUGCCACCCUCUGCCUUCUGCCCCUGAAGGGCACUCUCCUCUCUGCUCUCUGGCUUCUGAGAACAACCUUUCACCCCCUGACCCUGGCCGGAGCCCCAGCUCCUGACCUCUGGUCUUGAGGGCCACCCCACUCCUGGUGUGUCUAGAUCAGAGCACCCCUGGGUUCUCUGCGGCCUUGGAAGCACUGCUAGUCUGGUUUCACACCACGUGGGCCCCUGCCUGGGCCUCCCCCUACCCUGGAAGUGGGGUCACCCUCUCCCCCUCAGCACCCCAUGCUGGGACCUGCCCUCAGCCCUGCAGCACGCCCCGUUCUUGGCCAGGUAUAGGCGCUCCUUAGUUUACACGAGCAUUACUUUUCCACCAAA
Molecule: messenger RNA, 2397 nt
Organism: Tupaia belangeri chinensis (Chinese tree shrew)
Lineage: Eukaryota; Metazoa; Chordata; Mammalia; Scandentia; Tupaiidae
Gene: CNKSR1
Product: connector enhancer of kinase suppressor of Ras 1
Molecular function (GO): protein binding
Source: RefSeq, a predicted model, not a curated record